Podarcis lilfordi (Lilford's wall lizard) is the source of this 175-nucleotide messenger RNA. Lineage: Eukaryota; Metazoa; Chordata; Lepidosauria; Squamata; Lacertidae. The record is from the annotation of a GenBank genome assembly.
GUACACACUGGUGGAUAUUUUGCGCGCCAUCCUUCUUUCCUUAGAGGCCAUGAUUGAGGAUCCUGAACUUCAAGUAAAUGGAUUUGUUUUGAUUAUAGACUGGAGCAACUUCACUUUCAAACAGGCUUCUAAGCUGACACCAAGUAUGCUUCGAUUAGCCAUAGAAGGCCUUCAG